CUCACGAAUUCAGUAGCAAGCCAUUGGCAACCAUGAAAUACUUGUCAUAUGUUGGAGCUGCUUUGGUUUUUACUGCUGUGCUCGCAUGCACAAGGGUUUUUGCUUCGGGUAGAGCGCUGACAACUCUGCAAAACUUAAAGCACAAGAUAAACAAUAGAAUUGAGGACGAGCCAGUGGCAGUUUGGCACGAACAGUUUAGCGUUCAAUUCAGCGAGACGACAAGCAUAUUCGUUACGAAACAUACCGUAGGCACUUGGUAUUACGAUGCGGUGGCCCAGAAGGAGGCCGUGUAUCGCCAGAAUGGCAACGGCGACCGAUAUUGCGGAAGCAUCCACCCGUUCACGCAGACACCUUGCGUGCACAUUGUCUCUGGCGGGAAGAGGUACCUGGUCUUCCCUCAGCUCGGAGAAUGCUGCAUGUGCUGCACGGCCGAGAAGGGCUGCGGGCUACUCUCCCCAAAUUGGCUGCAAGACGCAAGCUUCGAAGGAAUCUCGGAAAUCCAGGACGUUCCCGCUUACAAGUGGCGCAAGGACGGUUUGCAACCCAACUAUUGGUAUGCGACAGCUGACCCGGAGCAGAUCCCGUUGGAGUUGGACCAGAUGCCCAACGACCUGAUGACCUUCUGGCCGGAUAGCUUUUUGGCGGAGGCCCCCCCUGCAGGGGUGUUUGAGCUGCCCAAUAAUUGCCGACCCAGGCGAGUGCCUCUUGUGUUUUGGGGUGGGGUGUCCCUUCACCAGCGUGUGCACCGUCGCGAGCGAGCAGCAGGAGGAGGAGAAGGAGGAGGAGGAGGCUGCUACCGCUGCCUAGAGCUUGGAAAGGUCGGCGGAGGAGGGAAGGGGUGGUGGGGCCUGGCUGUGUGUUUGGAUCUAACCCUCGGUCCUGUCCGGGUGCGGGUGGCGGAGGGGCAGCUGUGGGCGGCACUUGAGCUGGCGGCGGGUACGCCGGCCAUCUAGGAGUGGUGGGGGAGGAAGGGGAGGAGGAGGGGGAUGAAUCGUUCGUUCAGUCGUUUCGUCCGGUGUCCGGUGCCGAAAACUAGCUGACUGCUCCGGCGGUGGUGGCGUCG
This is a messenger RNA of Volvox carteri f. nagariensis, 1063 nucleotides long. RefSeq lists its product as uncharacterized. The record is from RefSeq and is a predicted model, not a curated record. Lineage: Eukaryota; Viridiplantae; Chlorophyta; Chlorophyceae; Chlamydomonadales; Volvocaceae. The transcript is spliced from 7 exons. Bases 33 to 953 code for a protein of 306 amino acids.